GAGGGCUACAACACGACGCGAAAACAACAACAACAACAACAUUACACGAGGCUGCUCGGUCGGUGUUACCGGCCCGUAGAGAGGGGGUACACUUUUUUAACGGAAUCCACAGGCAGACGAGGUGGAGAUGCGGCUCACUGGUUUGUCUGCUGAGGAGUGUGACAGCGUCUUAAUGGGCUCUUGAAAGCUUGUGCAUCAAAGACGUGCGGAGGCGGACGGACAGGGCACAGCAUCUUCCAACACCUCUGUCCUCACAAAUGUAGGCUCAACAGCCCAGAUCCAGGAUGGGUCAACCUGUGGACAGCCCAGACAGAAAUGAAGAUGCACGUAAAUAUGAGCAGCAGGGAGAAGGAGAGGGUGGCGAAAGCCAAAGUGAAGCGUGCACCCGCACCACACCGCCCAUCAACAACAAGAAGAAGAGGAAAAGCAAGAAGAGAUGACUGUGGAUCAACCUCACCAACUGCAAAUAUGAAAGUGUGCGGCGUGCUGCUCGCAGAUAUGGCCUCAGAGAGGCGAUGGAAGGGGACGACUGGACCCUCUUUUGGACGGACUGCUCUGUGUCUUUAGACCGUGUUAAGGACAUGAAGCGUUACCAGAAAAUAAACCAUUUCCCAGGGAUGAGUGAAAUCUGCCGCAAAGACUUAUUAGCGAGAAACAUGAACCGUAUGCUCAAGCUUUUCCCCAAAGACUACAACAUCUUCCCCAGAACGUGGUGCCUUCCUGCAGACUACAGUGACUUCCAAGCUUACACCAGGGCCAAAAAGUGCAAGACGUACAUCUGUAAGCCAGAUACCGGCUGCCAAGGCAAAGGUAUCAUCAUCACCAAGUCAAGUAGAGACAUUCAGCCUGGAGAACAUAUGAUCUGCCAGGUUUACAUCUCAAAGCCUUUUAUAAUCGACGGGUACAAGUUUGACUUGCGUAUCUAUGUGCUGGUGACGUCGUGUGACCCAUUCAGCAUAUUCAUGUUCAAAGAGGGACUGGCUCGCUUCUGCACCACCAAGUACAACGAACCAACACACAGUAAUGUGGAUGAUGUGUGCAUGCAUCUCACCAACUACUCCAUCAACAAGAACAGCGAGAACUUUGUCCGUGACGAAGACACGGGCAGCAAAAGAAAGCUGUCCACCCUGAACAAGCUCCUGGAGUCCAUCAGCUGCAACACGGACAAGAUGUGGAACGACAUCGAGGACGUGAUCAUAAAGACUCUGAUCUCGGCUCACCCGAUCCUCAAACACAAUUACCACACAUGCUUCCCCAACCACACCACCGGCAGCGCCUGCUUCGAAAUCUUGGGCUUUGAUGUGCUGCUCGAUCACCGGCUCAGACCCUGGGUGCUCGAGGUGAAUCACUCCCCAAGUUUUACCACCGACUCGCAGCUGGACCGCGAGGUGAAGGACGCGUUGCUGUAUGACACUCUGGUUCUUAUCAACUUGGGCGCCUGCGACCGUCGAAAGAUAACCAAAGAGGAGAGACGGCGGGUGAAGGACAGGCUGCAGCAGAACAGCACCAGAGAGGCCAGGUCAGAGGAGCUGCGUCAGUGCCAGGCCGCCACGGUGGAGCAGAUGGAGAGAUACGAGGCCAAACACCUGGGAGGCUUCAAGAGGAUCUACCCGAGAGAGGGAGGGGAGAAAUACGACAAAUACUUCAAACACAGCAGCUCGCUCUUCCAGGAGACCGCAGCGUCCAAGGCCAGAGAGGAGUGUGCCAGGCAACAACUGCAGGAGCUGCGUCUGAAGCAGGAGCAGAAGGAGAGAGACCUGAAGGGAGGCCGGAGGAGAGACCUGCAGGGGGAGACGGCGGGGGAGAGAGUGAAACCACGAAGAGCACAAACACAACCCCCCAAUUCAAACGCUGACUGUGACCUGCAGCCGCCGUCGCUGUCCGGCAUGUCGGUCGAUCCUGAAGCUGCAGAAGUCCGAGAGGAGAAACAGGAGGAGGAGCAGGAGAAGGAGGAGGAGAAGGAGGCAGAUAUGAAGGAGCAGGAGCGGGUGGACGCGCUCCUCCAGAGGAAGAAACUGCUGCAGGACCUGGGGGUGGAAAAGAUCCAGCAGCUGCUGCAGGGCCGAACAGACGGAGGGGGAGUCCUGCAGGACACCAAGGACGCCUGCAGCCAGCAGCAGAGUAAACACGCUCAUCAGAGACAACAGCAGACGAAGUUGGAGUCUUUGACACAGUUUUCCCAACGGACGAAGCAGCAGCAGCAGGCCUGCACUCAGAUCUCACGGCAGCACAUCCACUCCCACACGACUCAGCAGCGUCUGCCGAGGCCCUCGAUGGAGCAGAGGAGCCUGAACGAGUCGGAGCCCGAGAGCCACAACAGAGCGGCAGAAAUACGCAGGACCAUCAGCGCCGCGCGGAUACACUGGACAGUCGGAGGCUCUCUGGCUGUCAGGCAGGACACCAGGAGCAGCUCGUACACUGACGCCCGCUCCCGUCCCAGCAUCCCCAUCGUAAACCACGUCGUCCCUAAAGGAGGUCCGCGCUGUGCCUACAUGUCCCACGACCCCGAAGCCCUCCAGAGCCUGCUCGUCAUCUCCACCCGCGCCCCCCUGGUCAGGAGGCCUGGCUUCUCUCACAUCGUCCGCAACUCCUCCCGCAGAGCCCCCCAGCAGCACGGUAAAGGCCAGUGAGGAGCCUCCACGCAGACCUGAAAACGACUGCAGACACACUCGGGACCUGAGGAGAACUGGAGGUAGAGAGGCGUUAAACUGUGAAAAUACAGAAACACACUGUGCCUACGAUGACUAUCUCACGUCUGUAGAUAGAUUUUAUAUCUGGACUCCUGCAGUUUACUCUGCUUGCCACUAUAUAACCUCCAGCUCUGCAGAAAACAGCAUUAUGGCUUUUUAACUUUUUCUACCCACUGUGUGUGCUCACAUAUGUGUAACAUUUUCCUCCGGGGAUGAAUUAUCUCAAGCAAACCUCACCUACAGUGCCAAAAUAAACACAGGAGAGCCUGAUUUAACACCGAACAGCGUGUGAUCCAAAUACUCUCACAAAAAUGCAGCAGAAUAAUAAACAUAGCAAUAUUUAUUAUCCAGAAAAGUGGAAAUGUGCCCUCAGCUUCACAGGUUGGAUAAAACACAUCAUAAAAAAAUCAUAAUACAUACAAUAUAUAAGACAACAUGCACAAUCCAGAUAAAAACAUGGUUUCAGUGAGAAUGGCAUUUACAAAAAAUAGCAAAGUUUUUGCAUUUGGCAUGAAACUCUAAAGUUGAUAUCAGCUUGAGUUGACUAAAUGGGAAUAAAUGAAUAUCAAAGUCUUAUUUUAAUUAAGAUUAAAACACAAUUCAAA
Messenger RNA from Plectropomus leopardus (leopard coralgrouper), 3295 nucleotides. The record is from RefSeq and is a predicted model, not a curated record. NCBI's taxonomy places the organism in Eukaryota, Metazoa, Chordata, Actinopteri, Perciformes, Serranidae.